AUGGCCAAACGUAACCCAUCUUCGCAUCAUACCACUCCCUACUGUCAAAUGCGUCUCUUGUAGUCACAUUAGCUCAUCAAAAUGUGUUUUUUGUCAUCACCGGUUGGAAAGACAUGUCUGAAACCAACGUGAAUUAAAUAAGUCACCACCAAUCCUUUGGGAUCAACGACUCAGGAUUGCUUGUCGGUUUAUUUCUCACGUGUUCGCAGCCUGCCAACGUGGUGACGGUCCAGCUAUGGCACAGCAGGAUGCGCCUGCCAAUAAGGCUGCUGCCCCGAACCUUGCUGCGCUGCACUCCAACUUCAUCAUCGGCUCUGUGUCGGAGGAGAACUCUGAGGAUGAGAUCCUGGGAAAGCCAGACCUGACACUGGGACUGGAGGAGAAGGAGCGCUCCAUAUCCCCCACUUCUAGCCUCAGCUCAGAGAACAGCACCUAUGAGAUGGGCUUCGACCACAUCGACGGCCCCCAGAUGAGUAAUUUCAGUUGUUCACACAGACCGAGCAUGUCUGGGCUGCACCUGGUCAAGCAGGGCCGAGACCGGCGUCGCAUCGACCUGCAGAGAGAUUUCACCGUGGCCUCCCCCGCUGAGUUUGUUACCCGCUUUGGUGGGAAUAAGGUCAUCGAGAAGGUCCUCAUUGCCAACAACGGCAUCGCAGCGGUCAAAUGCAUGCGCUCCAUCCGCCGCUGGGCUUACGAGAUGUUUCGCAACGAGCGCGCCAUCCGCUUUGUCGUCAUGGUAACCCCUGAGGACCUGAAGGCCAACGCAGAGUACAUAAAGAUGGCCGACCACUAUGUGCCUGUGCCAGGAGGGACCAAUAACAACAACUAUGCCAACGUGGAGCUCAUUCUGGACAUUGCCAAGCGUAUACCUGUGCAGGCUGUAUGGGCUGGGUGGGGUCACGCCUCAGAGAAUCCCAAACUGCCAGAGCUGCUCAUGAAGAAUGGCAUUGCCUUCAUGGGUCCUCCUAGCCAGGCCAUGUGGGCAUUAGGGGACAAGAUCGCUUCAUCCAUCGUGGCUCAGACAGCUGGCAUCCCAACCCUGCCCUGGAGUGGAGCAGGGCUAACAGUAGAGUGGUCAGAGAGUGACCAGAAGAAGAGGAUCAUCAACGUUCCCCCCGAUCUGUAUGAGCUGGGCUGCAUCCAUGAUGUGGAGGCAGGACUGAAGGCUGCGGAGGUGGUGGGCUACCCCGUGAUGGUGAAGGCCUCCGAGGGAGGUGGAGGAAAGGGCAUCCGCAAAGUCAACUGUGCUGAUGACUUCCCCAACCUCUUCAGACAGGUCCAGACAGAGGUUCCGGGCUCACCCAUCUUCGUGAUGCAGCUGGCCAAACAUGCUCGUCACCUGGAGGUCCAGCUCCUGGCCGACCAGUACGGCAACGCCAUCUCCCUGUUCGGCAGGGACUGCUCCGUACAGCGGCGACACCAGAAGAUCAUAGAGGAGGCGCCCGCCACCAUCUCCACCUCAGACGUGUUUGAGGACAUGGAGAGGUGUGCGGUGAAACUGGCUAAGAUGGUGGGCUACGUCAGUGCUGGCACAGUGGAGUAUCUCUACAGCCAAGAUGGCAGCUUCUACUUCCUAGAACUCAACCCUCGUCUGCAGGUGGAGCACCCCUGCACUGAGAUGGUGGCCGACGUCAACCUGCCUGCUGCACAGCUGCAGAUUUCCAUGGGGAUUCCCCUGCACCGUAUCAAGGACAUCAGAUUGAUGUAUGGUGUCCAGCCCUGGGGAGACUCUAUGAUUGACUUUGAGGGUCUGUCCACGGCCCCCUCCCCACGGGGACAUGUCAUCGCUGCCCGCAUCACCAGUGAGAACCCUGAUGAGGGUUUCAAGCCUAGCUCGGGCACAGUGCAGGAGCUGAACUUCCGCAGUAACAAGAAUGUGUGGGGAUACUUCAGUGUGGCCGCGGCCGGAGGCCUGCAUGAGUUUGCAGACUCCCAGUUUGGCCACUGCUUCUCCUGGGGAGAGAACCGAGAGGAGGCCAUCUCUAACAUGGUGGUGGCCCUGAAGGAGUUGUCGAUCAGAGGAGACUUCAGGACCACAGUGGAGUACCUUAUCAAGCUGCUGGAGACUGAGAGCUUCCAGCACAACACCAUCGACACAGGCUGGCUGGACAGGCUCAUCUCAGAGAAGAUGCAGGCAGAGCGUCCUGACACCAUGCUGGGCAUAGUGAGCGGGGCUCUCCACGUGGCUGACGUCAACCUGAGGAAUAGUGUCUCCAACUUCCUGCACUCUCUAGAAAGAGGCCAGGUGCUGCCCGCGCACACUCUUCUCAACACAGUUGAUGUGGAAUUGAUCUAUGAGGGUACUAAGUAUUGUCUGAAGGUGACCCGUCAGUCCCCCAACUCCUACGUGGUCAUCAUGAACAGCACCUCGGCCGAGGUGGACGUCCAUCGCCUCAGCGACGGGGGCCUGUUGCUCUCCUACGACGGCAGCAGCUACACCACCUACAUGAAGGAGGAGGUGGACCGGUACCGCAUCACCAUUGGGAACAAGACAUGUGUGUUUGAGAAGGAGAACGACCCGUCCCUGCUUCGCUCGCUCUCAGCAGGGAAACUCAUCCAGUACACCGUGGAGGACGGGGGGCACGUGUUCUCUGGCCAGUGUUACGCUGAGAUAGAGGUGAUGAAGAUGGUGAUGACUCUGACGGCGCUGGAGUCCGGCUGUAUCCACUAUGUGAAGAGGCCCGGUGCCGUGCUGGAGCCCGGCUGCGUCAUCGCCAAGCUGCAGUUAGAUGAUCCUAGCAGGGUCCAACAGGCAGAGUUGUACCACGGGGCGCUGCCCGUCAUCCAGGCGGUGGCGUUGAGAGGAGAGAAGCUCCACAGGGUCUUCCACAGCACCCUGGACCACCUUGUGCACGUCAUGAAUGGCUUCUGCCUGCCUGAACUCUUUUUCAGUGGGAAGCUGAAGGAAUGGGUGGAGACGCUGAUGAAGACUCUCCGGGACCCCUCUCUUCCUCUGUUGGAGCUGCAGGACAUUAUGACCAGUGUGUCAGGCCGGAUCCCCCUCGCUGUGGAGAAGUGCAUCAAGAAGGAGAUGGCCCAGUACGCCAGCAACAUUACCUCUGUGCUCUGCCAGUUCCCCAGCCAGCAGAUUGCCAACAUCCUGGACAGUCAUGCUGCCACUCUGAACAGGAAGUCAGAAAGAGAGGUGUUCUUCAUGAACACUCAGAGCAUCGUACAGCUGGUGCAGAGGUACCGCAGUGGCAUCCGUGGUCACAUGAAGGCCGUGGUGAUGGACCUGCUUAGGCAGUACCUCAAAGUAGAGGUCCAGUUCCAGAAUGGACACUACGACAAGUGUGUGUUCACACUGCGUGAGGAGAACAAGGGCGACAUGGCCAACGUGUUAAACUACAUCUUCUCACAUGCCCAGGUCACCAAGAAGAACCUCCUGGUCACCAUGCUCAUUGACCAGCUGUGUGGUCGUGACCCCACCCUGACUGACGAGCUGAUGGCCAUUCUGACAGAGCUCACCCAGCUCAGCAAGACCACCAACGCCAAGGUGGCACUGCGUGCCCGCCAGGUGCUGAUCGCCUCCCACCUGCCCUCCUAUGAGCUCCGUCACAACCAGGUGGAGUCCAUCUUCCUCUCUGCCAUCGACAUGUACGGGCACCAGUUCUGCAUCGAGAACCUGCAGAAACUGAUCCUGUCCGAGACGUCCAUCUUUGAUGUGCUGCCUAACUUCUUCUACCACAGUAACCAGGUGGUCAGGAUGGCUGCCCUGGAGGUGUACGUACGUAGAGCCUACAUCGCCUACGAGCUCAACAGCGUCCAGCACAGACAGCUGAAGGACAACACCUGCAUCGUAGAAUUCCAGUUCAUGCUGCCUACCUCCCACCCCAACAGAGGUAACAUCCCAACUCUAAACAGGAGACUGUCUUCCCAGCCCCUGCCCCGUCUUCGCACUCGGGACAUUAAGCCUGUGUCUGUGGACAGUAACAAACAGGACCCUAAAGCACAGGAUGAUAAAACAAAGGAUGAUGCUAAAACGGAGGAGAAUAAACCUCCAGAUACGGAUGACUCUGUGGACAGGAUGUCGUUCUCGUCCAACCUGAACCACUACGGCAUGGUCCACGUGGGCAGUGUGAGUGACGUCCUCCUGGACACCUCUUUCACCCCACCCUGCCAGCGCAUGGGAGCCAUGGUCUCAUUCCGCUCCUUCCAGGAGUUCACCAGGAACAUUAAAGACGUGAUGAGCUGCUUCUGUGACUCUCCUCCUCCCAGCCCCACCUUCCCAGAGGGAGGGAACCCAGUGCUCUAUGGAGAGGAGGACACCAAGAGUAUCCAAGACGAGCCCAUUCACAUCCUCAACGUGGCCAUCAAGACUGACAGUGACAUCGAUGAUGACGGCCUGGCCGCCAUGUUCCGGGAGUUCACCCAGACAAAGAAAUCCCUGCUGUUUGAACACGGCAUCCGCAGGCUGACCUUCCUGGUAGCUCAGAAGGAUUUCAGGAAGGCAGUCAACUGUGAGGUGGACCAGAGGUUUCAUAGAGAGUUCCCCAAGUUCUUCACCUUCCGGUCCAGAGACAAGACUAGAGUUACAGCGGAAGGGCUAAGCAAGUGUCAGUUUCACAUCAUGGCAACAAUAGAGUUUGAGGAGGACAGGAUCUACCGUCACUUGGAGCCGGCGCUGGCCUUCCAGCUGGAGCUGAACCGCAUGCGUAACUUUGCCCUGACCGCCAUCCCCUGUGCCAACCACAAGAUGCACCUGUACCUGGGCGCUGCCCGCGUGGAGGUGGGAACAGAGGUCACCGACUACCGCUUCUUUGUCCGGGCCAUCAUCCGUCACUCAGACCUGGUCACCAAGGAGGCGUCUUUUGAGUACCUCCACAACGAGGCAGAGCGUCUGCUGCUGGAGGCCAUGGACGAGCUGGAGGUGGCCUUCAACAACACCACCGUACGCACCGACUGCAACCACAUCUUCCUCAACUUUGUCCCCACUGUCAUCAUGGACCCCUCCAAGAUCGAGGAGUCGGUGCGCUCCAUGGUGAUGCGUUACGGCAGUAGGCUGUGGAAGCUCCGGGUGCUCCAGGCUGAGCUGAAGAUCAACAUCCGGCUGACGCCCACGGGCAAACAGAUCCCCAUCCGCCUGUUCCUCACCAACGAGUCAGGCUACUACCUGGACAUCAGCCUGUACAAGGAGGUCACCGACUCCCGUACGGGACAGUUGGGGCCUAAAGACCGACAGAUCAUGUUCCAGGCGUAUGGGGACAAGCAGGGCCCUCUGCAUGGCAUGCUCAUCAACACCCCCUACGUGACCAAGGACCUGCUGCAGUCCAAACGCUUUCAGGCGCAGUCCCUGGGCACUACUUACGUCUACGACUUCCCUGAGAUGGUCAGACAGGCUCUAAAGAAGCUGUGGCAGUCCACUCAAACCUUCGCCCACCUGCCCAAAUGCCCUCUGCCCUCCGAGCUGCUCACCUUCACAGAGCUGGUCCUGGACCCACAGGGACAGCUGGUGCAGAUGAACCGUCUACCAGGAGGGAACGAGAUUGGCAUGGUGGCCUGGCGGAUGACGCUCAGGACCCCAGAGUACCCGGCAGGGCGUGAGAUCAUUGUGAUCACUAAUGACAUCACACAUAAGAUUGGUUCGUUUGGGCCGCAGGAGGACCUGCUGUUCCUGCAGGCCUCGGAGAUGUCCAGGGAGAGUGGCAUCCCUCGUAUCUACAUCUCUGCCAACAGUGGUGCCCGCAUCGGCCUGGCAGAGGAGAUCAGACACAUGUUCCAUGUGGCCUGGCAGGACAUGGCAGACCCCUACAAGGGCUUCAAGUACUUGUACUUGACCCCUCAGGACUACAAGAAAGUGUCUGCCCUGAAUUCUGUUUACUGUGAACACAUAGAGGACAAGGGAGAGUCCAGGUACAAGAUCACUGACAUCAUCGGGAAAGAUGACGGUCUGGGGGUGGAGAACCUGAAGGGCUCCGGGAUGAUCGCUGGAGAGUCCUCUCUGGCCUACGACGAGGUCAUCACCAUGAACCUGGUGACGUGCAGAGCCAUCGGCAUCGGAGCCUACCUGGUCAGGCUGGGUCAGAGAACCAUUCAGGUGGAGAACUCCCACAUCAUUCUCACUGGUGCUGGAGCUCUCAACAAGGUGCUGGGUAGAGAGGUGUACACCUCCAACAACCAGCUGGGUGGGAUUCAGAUCAUGCACAACAACGGUGUGACCCACAGCACUGUGUGUGAUGACUUUGAGGGAGUCCACAUGCUGCUACACUGGCUCUCCUACAUGCCCAAGGACCGAUCUAGUCCCGUGCCCAUCAUCAAUGCCAAGGACCCCAUAGACCGGCUGGUGGAGUUUAUGCCCACAAAGGCCCCCUAUGACCCCCGCUGGAUGCUGGCAGGACGCCCCAGCCAGACUCCAAAGGGCCCGUGGCAGAGUGGGUUCUUUGACCAUGGCUCGUUCUCAGAGAUCAUGCAGCCGUGGGCUCAAAGUGUGGUGGUGGGCAGAGCCAGGCUUGGUGGCAUACCUACUGGAGUGGUUGCUGUGGAAACCAGAUCAGUGGAGCUGUCAAUCCCAGCCGAUCCAGCAAACCUGGACUCUGACGCCAAGAUCAUCCAGCAGGCAGGCCAGGUGUGGUUCCCUGACUCUGCGUUUAAGACGGCACAGGCCAUCAAGGACCUGAACCGCGAGGGCCUCCCUCUCAUGGUGUUCGCCAACUGGAGGGGCUUCUCUGGAGGCAUGAAAGAUAUGUAUGACCAGGUGCUGAAGUUUGGAGCCUACAUCGUGGAUGGGCUGAGAGAGUACCGCCAGCCUGUUCUGGUAUACAUCCCUCCCCAGGCAGAACUGAGAGGGGGGUCCUGGGUGGUCAUAGACCCCACCAUCAACCCCCGCCACAUGGAGAUGUAUGCUGACAAGGACAGUCGUGGUGGAGUGUUGGAGCCAGAGGGGACGGUGGAGAUCAAGUUCAGGAAGAAGGACCUGGUGAAGACCAUGAGGAGGGUGGACCCGGUCUACAUGGGCCUGGCAGAGAGACUGGGUACCCCAGAGCUGGGCCUGCCAGAGAGGAAGGAGCUGGAGACCAAACUGAAGGAGCGGGAGGAGUUCCUGUUACCCAUCUACCACCAGGUGGCCGUGCAGUUCGCCGACCUCCACGACACCCCGGGACGCAUGCAGGAGAAGGGCGUCAUUACGGAUAUCCUGGAGUGGCGGACGUCACGUCACUUCUUCUACUGGCGUCUGAGGCGUCUGCUGCUGGAGGACACGGUCAAGAGGAAGAUCCAGGUGGCCAACAGCGAGCUGACCAAUGGACAGAUCCAGGCCAUGCUGAGACGCUGGUUCGUAGAGGCUGAGGGGACCGUCAAGGCUUAUCUGUGGGACAGCAAUGAGGAGGUAGUGGAGUGGCUGGAGAAGCAGCUGAAGGAGGAGGAGGGAGCCAGGUCUGUCAUCGACGAGAACAUCAAGUACAUCCGCAGGGACCACAUCCUUAAGCAGAUCCGCAGCCUGGUCCAAGCAAACCCUGAGGUUGCCAUGGAUUCCAUUGUGCACAUGACGCAGCACAUCUCCCCUACACAGCGUGCUGAGGUGGUCCGCAUCCUGUCCACCAUGGAUGCCGCCCCGGCCGCCACCUAGAGCGCCUCCUCUCCCCAGCCUGGCCCCGCUGUCUCAGGUGCAGUGGAACUGUGCCAGAAGCUGGGGCUGGAGGAGCCAACAUGGCAGCCCACGGAGGCUGUGCUGUUACAGAUGAAAAUGAUCCUGGAGGGUGGGGGGAGAGCUGAGACACAGGGUAAUGGAUUUAUUUAUUACAUCUGAUAUCCAGGGUAAUGCAUUUAUACGUCUUACAGAAUGUGUUAAUUGUGAUAUCUAUGUAAGUUCAAAAAUGAUAGACAAAGCCAAGACCAGAAACUAUAUAACUAGCAUGAAUGACGACAAGCUUGGGGACCACACAAUUGGCCAAGGUGGAAGCAGCUCUUCAUUUGCUAUCAUAAUGAGCCUCUGUCCUAUUGGACAGGAAAACAUGCAUUGAGUUUGAGUGUUUUGAUGGCGAUCUUGACAAUAAAACUGCAGCAGAUUGCUGGGAGGGUUCACGAGGGUGGAGGGUUUGCACACCUUUGCACGGCGCACUUAAUUACUGAUUAAACCCAGGGUAGGAGGUGGAGCGUGGCAUUGUGAUGGGGAUAGCGUGUCGUUCUGCCCUGGGCCUGGAGAGAAGAGCCCAGCAGGAGGCAAGAAGAGGGCCCUAUUCAGACCCAACCACCCCACACUGGCCUUGGGGUGAGCCAUUGGGCAGGCAGGCACACACUGAUGCGGGUAGAAUAGCAGCUGUCACCACCUCUGAAUGCACCUUACUGUUCUAUAGUAUACUAAGACUGACACAAAAGCAAACACUAAUGGUAAUUGGUGCAGAAUUCCAUUUUUCCCAGCAAUUAUUGUGUAAGAAAAUAUGUAAAACAUUUUAGGUGACUAAUUUAUUAAAUGGCAAUCAUGUUAAAGAGAACUGAGUAGUGUACACUAGAAUUAUACAUUCAGUAUUACAAAAGGUGUGAUUUUAAAAUGUUCUGUAAAUUGUAGUUCUUUAUUUUGAGACGUAUUUUCCAAGGAGAAAAUGGGUCGUCACUAGUUAGCACAGCCAAAAAGUCAUUAUGGCUAAAACCAUGCCUAUUUCUACAAGUUUUAACCACAUGCCUAACCUUAAAGACCAAAAAGCUAUGAUAUAGCCAUUGUGACUUUAUGGCUGUGGUAACUAGUGACACAGAAAAUGAUAGUAUUGUGUAAACUUGGUUAUGCUCAUUGAGGAACAGUGAUGGAUCCUGGAUACUGUAGUUUCUUUAUGGCAAAGUGAUGGUGGCCUAGCUGCUGGAGAGCCUCAAAUUUAACAUAAUAUUUGAUUCAAUGUCAGGUAAAAAUUGUAUUUUGCCUAGAUGAAAGAGGCAAGAAUUGGCAAUGUAGGAUGACUUCAUGCACAGUGCUAGUCUUAAGUUAUGUCUAUUGCUGGUAGUCCUGUUACUAAUGAGGUGAUUGGCUGAAUGAGAAAGGUUAAUGUGUUUACUGUAGGGAACCCGAAUUACCUCAGUUCAAAUUUAAUAAAAUACAACUUACCUGGUUUGUCA
This is a messenger RNA of Oncorhynchus kisutch (coho salmon), 9042 nucleotides long. RefSeq names its product acetyl-CoA carboxylase. The transcript has 53 exons. Gene Ontology annotation, cellular component: mitochondrion. NCBI's taxonomy places the organism in Eukaryota, Metazoa, Chordata, Actinopteri, Salmoniformes, Salmonidae. Gene Ontology annotation, molecular function: metal ion binding; acetyl-CoA carboxylase activity; ATP binding. The coding region runs from base 236 to 7564 and encodes 2442 amino acids. Gene Ontology annotation, biological process: fatty acid biosynthetic process. The record is from RefSeq and is a predicted model, not a curated record.